This is a messenger RNA of Globicephala melas (long-finned pilot whale), 4895 nucleotides long. It is a transcript of the gene ZNF804B, whose product is annotated as zinc finger protein 804B. The record is from RefSeq and is a predicted model, not a curated record. Lineage: Eukaryota; Metazoa; Chordata; Mammalia; Artiodactyla; Delphinidae. Gene Ontology annotation, cellular component: nucleus.
GAGCGGGGACGCGCGGCUGCAGCGUCCCCUGCUUACUGCUGGCCGCUUCUUCUCCGGAGGUGGCAGUCACUGUUGCUGCUGAAAAACCAGCCCACAUUUCCACGGCUGGUCGCCUGGUGAGGAGUUGAGACUCUACACCUACCGCCCGGAACCCACAUGGCUUGUUACCUGGUCAUCAGUUCGAGACAUCUCAGCAAUGGGCACUACCGGGGCAUUAAAGGAGUCUUCAGAGGGCCCCUCUGCAAGAACGGAUCUCCCUCUCUGGAUUUUCCAGAAAAGGAGAAGUCCACAGCAAAGGCCCUGGAAGAUGUAAAGGCAAACUUUUACUGUGAAUUAUGUGACAAGCAGUACCACAAACACCAGGAGUUUGACAAUCAUAUUAAUUCUUAUGAUCAUGCUCAUAAGCAGAGACUGAAAGAAUUAAAGCAACGUGAAUUUGCUAGAAAUGUAGCUUCCAAGUCAUGGAAAGAUGAAAAGAAACAAGAAAAAGCACUUAAGCGACUUCAUCAGCUGGCUGAGUUAAGACAACAGUCUGAAUGUGUUUCUGGAAAUGGACCAGCAUACAAAGCCCCCAGGGUAGCUAUAGAAAAGCAACUCCAGCAAGGAAUUUUCCCAGUUAAGAGUGGCAGAAAGGUAUCGUGCAUGAAGAGUGCUCUUCUCCUUAAAGGAAACAAUCUCGCCAGAAGCAUUUCUGAUAAACAGCAGUCCACCACACCAAAUCAACACCAGUUACAAACGGACAGAUGUUUGUUUGGAAAUCAGGUACCACAAACACCCUCAAAUCUUAGCAAUGCAAAUCACAGGACAGGAGUGUCAUUUUCUUUUUCCAAAAAAGUGCAUCUAAAAUUAGAAUCUUCAGCAUCAGUUUUCAGCGAGAACACAGAAGAAACCCACGACUGUAACAAGUCACCCGUCUAUAAAACAAAACAAACCGCAGAGAAAUGCAUGCGCUGCAGGUUUGCAAAUGAAGAUACACACCUCACUAAGGAAAAAGAUAGAAACAUCUUAUCAAGCCAUCUGGAAAGUAUUUUACACAAUACCUUCUCCGUAAGUUCUGAAAUUUUGCAAGACAAAAAUGACUCUGUUGAUGAAACACUAGAAGAUUCGAUUGGCAUUCAUGCUUCAUUCAGUAAAUCUAACAUUCAUCUUUCAGAUGUGGAUUUUACUCCUUCCACCAGAGCAAAGGAAACUAGAAAUACAGUGAGAAACAGUUCAGAAAACCUCAAUAAUCACUCAUGCCAAGCAAAUGUUUCCUCCGGCCCACCAAACAUUUACAAGCACAGUGAUGCCAGGAUAUUUGAAUGUUUGGAUGAGCUUCCAUCAAUAGAGCCAAGUGAACAAAGCAGUACAGUUCAUCUGAAUCCCAACUCCAGAAAGGAGAAAAAAGAAAAAUCAUUAGAUAAAAUAGAAAGAGUUAGCAGAAAUGUACAAAGUCUUGUGAGAGAGGCAUAUCCCCGUGAUCUGAAGUCCAAACCACUGCCUUAUCUCCACGUACAAAGCAAGGAUGGCCAUACCACUCUCCAAUGGCCUACAGAACUGCUUCUCUUUACAAAAACAGAGCCCUGUAUCUCUUAUGGCUGCAACCCAUUAUAUUUUGAUUUUAAGCUUUCUCGAAACACAAAGGAUGGCCAUUAUCCAGAGGACUUAAAGACAGAAGUGCUGAAAGAGCCCUCAGAAAUGAAGACUACAAUGGAAAACCAAGUCUCAGGUUUAAUUAAAGGCCAACAAAAACUGAUCCAAGAAGAUAAUCCGUCUCUGAAACCAAAGAUGAUGUUAGCUAAUCCAGAUUGGGAGAAUUUCCAGAGAAAAUAUAAUUUGGGCUACAACAAUUCUGAGCCCAGUGCGAGUGAACAUAAUUUUAGUGCAAGUGAUUUGGAAAUGAAAAAUCCUGAAGUGCCUGCUUACCUUGAUAUGUCUCUAAAGAAUUGUGUAAGAAAGAAUAAUAAUAGUGAUAAUGAACUUAAGGAACCUUCAAGGGCCCAUUGGCAAAGCUGUCAAAGGGCAAUUCUAAAUGAUGCAAAUGAAGGCCUAUCUUUUUCUCCUUAUAUCUCCAGGACUAAAAAACAUAAACUGAUUUCCUGUGAUCCUCAUUUGGAUUUUGAAGAUGGGAAUAAAUUCACUUGGAAUUCUAGUCCUUACACAGUAGGGGGCCACAGUGACCAUGGGAAGGACUUCAGUGUAAUUUUGAAUAGUAACCACAUCAGUAUGACCAGCAGGGUUUCUGGAUGUGGAAAAGCAAGUUACAAGAGAAGUUCUCCAAAGGUGUCUCUGAGUACAUGUUCUAGCCCUUCAGACACAUCCCCUGGCAGUACAUCCAGCUUGAGAAGUACUUGUUCAAAGCAUAGGUCCAGUAGUCAUGGUAGAGGUAACUUGCUCUACUUUUGUAAAAGAGAACACAACUCAGUCGAAAGGCACAAACGGAAACGCCGAAAGCACAGCUGUCUCUUCUUAUCUGAUGAGCUAGCAAAGAGUGACUGCCCACAGUCUGAAACCCAGAGUGACAGGGGCUGCAAGUUGUGGGAAUCAGUUAAAAAUGAAAAAUAUUCAAAACAUGGUUAUGGUCACUGCAGAGAAAAAUAUAAACUGGGCAAAAAUCAACAAUUUUCAGGGUCAAAAUCCAAGAGAAUCACCCGUUGUGAUUCUAGCUCACGGUUUUCUUGUGCUGGAAACAGUGAAAAUCCACCUAAUUGCCAGGGACCUCAGCACAGCAGAUUGGGCUCUUACUCAAGAGACAAAAUGUAUUACUUAAAUAAAAGUGAAAGAAGUCAACAGUCUUUGGAUAGCCCUCAUAUUUGUGAUCUGGAAAAAGUAAAACCCAUGCAAUGUAACUCUGGGAAUAUCAGCUGUCUUCUAAAGAACUGUUCAAGCAGCCCUUCAGAAACCACAGAGUUGAACACUGUAGAAGGAGAGAGGACUCCCCUGACAGCCAAAGGUCUUUUAGAAAGAGUACAAGCCAAGAAAUGUCAGGAACAAUCAACUCAUUUUGAGGUCUCUUCAAACAGCUGUAAAAAUGAAUCGGAGGCUCCUUCACAAAUCCCAUGCACAGUGCAAUUUACACCACCAGGCUGUAACAGACAUGCAUUGCCUUUGUCUGAAAAAAUACAGAACACAAGUAGAAGAAGAAAGGAUAAAGGUAGUGCAAUGCAAAGAACUAUUGACAAAGACAAAGUCAAAAAUUCCCAGACAAAUGAUUUUACUGUUUUAGUAGACACUGAUUGUGAUGAUCAUCUUUCUAAAGGUAUAAUUCACGUAGUAGCAGAGUCUCAGUUACCAAACAUGAAAAAGUAUCCAACAACAAAAGAACAAUCAGAGUCAUUAAUUAGUGAAGUCCAACCUUUUAUUCAAAGCUGUGACCCAGUACCAAAAGAUUUCCCUGGUGCUUUCUCAUCUAAUAGAUAUACUGGUGUUACUGAUUCAACAGAGACCAAAGAGGACCAAAUAAAUCUAGACUUACAGGAUGUAAGCAUGCAUAUGAAUCAGGUAGAGGGGAAUAUAAACUCUUACUAUGACAGAACUAUGCAGAAGCAUGACAAAGUAGCAGAUGACUUAGAAGUGUGUCAUAAAUCUCUCUCUCCCCCAUUAAUUCAACAGCCCAUAACAUUUUCACCUGAUGAAAUAGAUAAAUAUAAGCUCCUACAGCUACAAGCCCAGCAGCAUAUGCAGAAACAGCUCCUAACAAAGCAUCUUCGAGUUGUGCCUGCUGCAGGGCCCACUGCCUUCUCUCCAGCCUCUGCUAUACAGACAGUUCCAGGUCACCAGCAGGCUUCUCUCACCACCAUCCACCACACGUUCCUGCAGCAUUUUGUUUCUGCUUCCAUAAAUGCCCACAGCAGUCACCUCCCUAUAGCUCAUCUGCAUCCUCUUUCCCAGCCACAUUUUAAUCCAUUCGCAUUUUCAACUCUGACUCCAACCAUCAUCCCUGCACACCCCACUUUCUUAGCGGGUCAUCCCCUGCACUUGGUCACUGCUGCUCCCUGCCACCCAUCUCACAUAACACUUCAGCCCCUGCCCCCUGCAGCAUUUAUCCCCACAUUGUUUGGCCCUCACUUCAACCCGGCCACAACUUCUAUCAUCCACUUGAAUCCUUUAAUUCAACCACUGUUUCAAGGUCAAGAUCUUUGCCAUCAUUCUUGCUCCAGUCAGAUGCAACCAUUAAAUGGAGUGAAAGAGGCCUUAAAUGUGUCAGCUCACUUGAACUAACAGGUGUUAAAGCCCCUCUUCUGGAUAAAUAAAACAAAUUGUCACUACCUACAAAAUUAUGUAUUUAAAGUGGUCUGAUUAUUAUAAGAUUUAAAAUAGUGGUACCAAUGCAAAAUGUGACCAAUAUAGAAAUAUGAACUGAAUUGCCAAUGUUGAAAUACAAGCAUUUUAAGGAUUUCUUUUAAUUUGCAAAAAUAAUUGGACACAUUUAAAGUAGUUUGAUGGCAAGGUAGAGGGAAACGUGUUAAAGAUAUUUUUGAAUGAGUUCUCACAUAAUGUUAUAAAAAAUAGAAAAAAGUUAGGCAGAUCAUUAAUAUUACAAAGAAAAUUAAAUGAAACAUAAUACUCUAUCUUCUAGGUGUUCGUUGAACGAGUGAACAAGUGAAUGAAUGAAUGCAUAUUUGGUUUUAUUUAUCAGGUAAUAAUAAAAGGUCAGUGAAAGAAAAUUAUGUGUUAAAAAUUGUUCGUAUGGUUCACUGUCGACUAACCUUUCAAUCAAUACAAUGUUUCAACCAAUAUAAACUAUAUUUUCAUAGGAAAUAAGAGAUGGCAAGAAAUUUUCUGACUAAUUCAAAUUGAAAACUACUCUUCAGUGCAAAACAGUCUUAUGCAGACUGUAUGGCUGAGUUUCUGUGGAAGAUUGAAUUAACUUCAUUUCACACACUUCUAUGUCAAGAGCAUUUUGUAAUUGUAAG